Messenger RNA from Apus apus (common swift), 885 nucleotides. RefSeq names its product NK3 homeobox 2 (gene NKX3-2). The transcript has 2 exons. The coding region runs from base 1 to 885 and encodes 294 amino acids. The record is from RefSeq and is a predicted model, not a curated record. Gene Ontology annotation, cellular component: nucleus. Lineage: Eukaryota; Metazoa; Chordata; Aves; Apodiformes; Apodidae. Gene Ontology annotation, molecular function: DNA-binding transcription factor activity, RNA polymerase II-specific; RNA polymerase II cis-regulatory region sequence-specific DNA binding. Gene Ontology annotation, biological process: cell differentiation; regulation of transcription by RNA polymerase II.
AUGGCCGUCCGCGGCGGCAACGCCCUGACGCCUUUCUCCAUCCAGGCCAUCCUCAACAAGAAGGAGGAGCGCGCCCGCCACGCGGCGGGGCGGCCGCCGCUCCCGGGGGCGGCCGGCGGCUGGCGGCUGUGCGGAGCCGCCGAGGUCCCGCCGCUUCCCUCGCCCGCCGCCUCCGCCCGCGCCGCGGCCCUGCGGACGCCGGCGGGCUGGGACUCGGACUCGGCGCUCAGCGAGGACCCCGAGGGCGAGCGGCGCACCGAGGAGGAGGGCGCCGGUGGCAGCUCCCGCCUCGCCCAAGCCGCGGACGGGGAGCGGCCGGCGGUGGCAGAGGAGGAGGCGCGGCCCCCGGAGGCGGCGGAGCGGGACGCCGCCGGCCUCAGUGACAGCGAGAUGUCGGCUGCCGUCUCAGAUCGCAGCCCGCCGGAGGAGGAGGACGGAGCGGGCAAGUGCGGAAAGCUGCUGCCGGGGGAGGAGGAGGCGGCGGCCCCGAAGCCGCGGAAGAAGCGCUCCCGCGCAGCCUUUUCCCACGCACAGGUCUUCGAGCUGGAGCGGCGCUUCAACCACCAGCGGUACUUGUCGGGGCCCGAGCGGGCCGACCUGGCUGCCUCCCUCAAGCUUACCGAGACGCAGGUGAAGAUCUGGUUUCAGAACCGGCGCUACAAGACCAAGCGGCGGCAGAUGGCCGCCGACCUCCUGGCUGCCGCCCCUGCCGCCAAGAAGGUGGCCGUCAAGGUGCUGGUGCGCGACGACCAGAGACAGUACCACCCCGGCGAGGUGCUGCGGCCACCCUCGCUGCUCUCCCUCCAGCCCUCCUACUACUACCCCUACUACUGCUUGCCCGGGUGGGCUCUGUCCACCUGCGCCGCAGCCGCCAGCACCCAGUGA